Molecule: messenger RNA, 5470 nt
Organism: Leptopilina heterotoma
Lineage: Eukaryota; Metazoa; Arthropoda; Insecta; Hymenoptera; Figitidae
Exons: 1
Coding region: 1-5229 (1742 amino acids)
Biological process (GO): DNA integration
Molecular function (GO): nucleic acid binding
Source: RefSeq, a predicted model, not a curated record
AUGUCAUCCGAUGACGUCGAGACUUUGAAACAAAUAAAGAAAACGUGUAGAACAAGAUUGACUAAAUUUAAAACUUUUCUUGAAAAAUAUGUCGGAACUCAAAAUAAAGAUAGUGUAUCGAUCGAAGAGUUUCGGGUGCGUUUAAGUAAAAUCGAAGAAGUAUGGAAAGAAUUUGACAAAGCGCAAACAGCCGUUGAAUUAAUGUUCCCUGCACAGGAUCUUGACCCUGAACGAACAGAGUUUGAAGAAUAUUACUAUAAAUAUGUAUCCUUAGGAAAUAAAUUUCUUAAUCAAAAAACAUCUCAAGUUUCUGGCAUCGAACAAAACCGAAAUGAAGCGCAAUCAGCGCGUAUUGCUCAAUUAGAAUCAGAAAUCAUUGCUCAGCGUGAAGCAGAACUCGCGUCCUUGAGGGAAAUGGCUUCGUCGCGCGGAACAAUGGUCAGUGAAAGAUCGCGUAAUUUAUUUCCCUUGCCUAAAUUGGAGUUGCCCACUUUUUCCGGUGCAUACGACGAAUGGUUAGCUUUUAGAGACGCGUUCACAGCAGUAAUUCAUGACGACGAUUCAAUUCCUACUAUUCAAAAAUUGAGAUAUUUACGUUCGUUCGUGAAAAAUGAUGCAGCGCGAAUUAUAGAGAAUUUGGAGACUACCGAGAAUAACUACGCAGUAGCUUGGACUCUGAUGAAAGAUAGAUUUGACAAUAGUAGAAUUAUUAUUCAGAAUCACAUGCAAGCUCUUUUUGACUUGCCGGGGGUCUCAAGAGACUCGUCCUCGAGUAUGAGAAAAUUGCUCGACGAUGCUCUGAGACAUAUUCGCGCUUUAUCGGUUCUUGAUCAGCCAACUGAUAAAUGGGAUACUCCGUUAGUUUUCUUGGUGACCUCCAAAUUGGAUAGAGAUACCCGGAAGGAGUGGGAGAGGUCCAUAGUGGGAUCAAAAAUGCCAACCUUUAACGAAUUAAAAAAAUUUUUAAGUCAAAAAUGUCAAAUUUUAGAGACAGUUAAUUUUAAUUCAGAUAGAAAUAAAACAAACGAUUCUAAUUCAAGGUCAUUGGGAAAAACAGUACAGACAAACAGGGGUGCAAAUUUAAAAUCAUUAUUGAACGUACAAUCUAAUUUUACAUGUCCAGUGUGUAACGGAAAUCAUAAUGUGCCAUUUUGUGAGGAAUUUAAGAAAAUGCAAACCGUGGAACGAUCGGCAUGUGUGAAAAAACUAGGAUUAUGUUACAAUUGUUUAAAAAAAAAUCAUUUAGUGGGAGAUUGUAGGUCGGGUAAUUGCACUAUUUGUAGAAAACGUCAUCACACCUUACUUCAUAUUGAAUCGAGAGUAUACACUGUUACCGAUGAAAAUAAACAAUCAAAUAAUAGAUCGAGUAUUACUAAUUUACAUAUUUAUGACGCAUCAAAGGUAUUGUUGUCUACAGCAAUGGUAGAUAUUUUCGACGAUGAUAAUUGUAAAUAUUCGUGUAGAAUACUUUUGGAUAGUGGCUCGCAGCCAAAUAUUGUAUCGCGAGAGUUAGCAAGCCGAUUAAAUUGUAAAAAACGGAAAAUAAAUUUAGCAGUGGAAGUUGUUAAUAACAUAGAAACUUCAUGUUCGGAAUGGAUUAGUUUGAGAUUAAAAUCUAAAUGUUCUAAUUAUUCGACAGUGUUAAGCUUCUUGAUUCUGCCUCACAUCACAGGAGAUGUUCCUGCCAAUAUUGUUGAGAGAAAUUCAUUAUCUAUACCAGAGGACAUUUGCUUAGCGGAUCCAGAUUUUCAUCAUCCCAAGAGAGUUGAUGCUUUGAUCGGUGCUGAGGUGUUCUACGAUUUGCUGCUAAAUGGAAGAAUGAAACUGAAAAAUCCGGGACUGGGACUGCAGAAUACUAAAUUAGGCUGGGUAGUCUCAGGGAAGCUAGGAGGAACAUGGAAUCAGGAAAAAGUACACUGUCAUUUGGUCCGAGGAGGUCUACACGAAAAGGUAGAAAAAUUUUGGGAAUUAGAAGAGGUGAGUGACCGAGUACAAAUUUCUAGUGAUGAGGAAUUAUGUGAGACUCAUUUUCAGAAGUAUGUUCAACGUUUGACUUCUGGAAAAUUCAUGUUAAAGUUACCAUUUAAUGAAAAAAGAUCACUUUUAGGUCUAAGUUAUGAGAUGGCAAGGAAAAGGUUUUUCAUGUUGGAGAGACGAUUGGAAAAGAAUCCUGAUUUAAAAUUGGAGUAUCAUAAAUUCAUGUCAUCAUAUCUGGAGUUGAAUCACAUGGAGCCGUCAGGAAGUGGACCAAAUGAGGGGUACUAUCUACCUCAUCAUGCGGUAGUAAAAAAAUCCAGUCUAACAACAAAGCUGCGUGUGGUCUUCGACGCAUCUGCAAAAUCAACAACUGGAUUAUCCCUCAAUGAUACCUUGAGAAUUGGACCAACCAUUCAAGAUGGAAUUUUUGAAUUAAUACUCCGAUUCAGAUGUUAUAGGAUAGUUCUCUCUGCAGACAUCGAAAAGAUGUACAGACAGUUCUGGAUAGAUCCGGAAGACAGGAAGUUCCAGAAAAUUCUGUGGAGAUGGAAUCAGUCUCAACCGUUGCGAACGUUCCAGCUGAAAACGGUCACAUAUGGAACAGCAUGUGCUCCUUUCAUGGCGACGCGAUGUCUUAAACAGCUAGCUCAUGAAGAAAGGACCUCGUAUCCGUUGGCAGCAAAGGCAAUUGAAGAGGAUAUGUACGUGGACGAUUUGUUGACUGGUACCAAUUCUGUCGAGGAAGCUAAGAGAUUGCGAGAUGAUAUCAUAACAAUCACAAAUCGAGCGGGACUCACUAUGUGCAAAUGGCUUUCGAAUCAUUCAGCCAUCAUGAUGGAUCUACCGGACAAAUCUGGAACCACGAUGAUCAGUCUGGAUCCGGAGAAGAUCACUAGAACGCUGGGCGUUGGCUGGAGUGCCAACGAGGAUACGUUAAUCUUUGAAGUGAGUCAGGGACCGGUGAUCGAACAAUGGACUAAACGCAAUAUAUUAUCAAGAAUUGCCCAAUUGUUUGAUCCGUUGGGUUUGGUGUCACCGAUCGUAGUAUUGGCCAAGAUCAUCUUACAGGAUCUCUGGAGAUCACAACUUGGAUGGGACGACGGAGUUCCUGAAAAUAUAAGAAAAAUGUGGGUGGAUUAUCAUGCUCAACUGCCAGUGCUGAAUGGAUGGAGCAUUGAUCGUCAUAUGUUGAUGCCGGAAGCUACAAACAUCCAACUGCACGGCUUCUCCGACGCUAGCAUGAAAGCAUACGGAGCAUGCAUUUAUUUACGAGUAGCUACGAAAGAGGAAAUCAAAACGACCUUGGUGUGUGCUAAGUCCAGAGUAGCUCCAAUAAAGGCUGUGACGUUGCCCAGGUUGGAGUUGUGUGGCGCUCUGUUGCUCGCGAGGCUCUACAGGAUGGUGGGAACUGCCAUAGAUCUAAAUCUCGAUUCCAUUCAUUUUUGGUGCGAUUCUACCAUCGUCUUGGCUUGGCUUCAAUCACCGGAACAAAAAAGAGAGAUUUUUGUAUCCAAUAGGAUUUCCGAGAUUAAAGAACUUACAGCUGCUGGAAAAUGGUCACAUGUACCCACUAAGCAAAACCCUGCGGACUUGGUCUCGAGAGGUGUAUUGCCAUCAACCUUCUUGCUGAACGAAUUAUGGAAGGAGGGACCAGAGUGGCUGAAGAAGAAUGAAGAUCAUUGGCCUGAAUAUCGAAGAGAAAAAAUAAUGGAAGCAGAUUCUGCAGAGAACGUAGUAACACUCACAGUGAUUACGAAAAAAAAUUCUGAUCUUUGGGAAAGAUUUUCAUCCAUGAAAGCAUUGAGGAGAUUUUUCGCUUGGUCGUUUCGGUUCAAGGAAAAUGCAAGCAAACUAAGUCAUCGAGAUGGUCCUCUCACUGCCACCGAAUUGAAAAUUGCAGAAGAUCGGAUUAUGCAAUUGGUACAACGCGAAGAAUUUGAAGAGGAAAUAAAAAAUGCACACGCAGGGAAGGAAAUUUCGAAAUCAUCGACCUUGAACAGAUUGUCUCCCAUAUAUGUUGCUGGAAUGUUGAGAGUGGGGGGCAGAAUUGAGAAUGCUGCCAUUAACGACAACAAAAAACAUCCAAUUGUCUUGCCGAAAAAACAUAUUGUAACGCGUUUAUUGAUUAGAGAAUAUCACGAAAAAAAUUUACAUUCUGGGGUUAAUGCCACACUGUACGCACUGAGAUCUAAAUAUUGGAUAAUUGACGGUAGAUCGUUGGUCAGGAACGUAUUGCAUUCAUGCAUCAGAUGUUUUCGGGUAAAACCAAGAGAACCAUUUUACAAAAUGGGCAAUCUUCCUAGAGUUAGAUUAACGGCAGCUCGACCUUUUGAGAAUGUGGGAAUUGAUUUCUGUGGGCCAUUUUUUAUAAAAGAAAAGGUGCAUAGAAACAGAGGUAAAGUGAAGGUGUAUAUAGCAGUCUUUGUUUGUCUGUCGAUCAAAGCGGUACAUUUGGAGUUGGUGGGCGAUCUGACAUCCGAUUCAUUCAUUGGUUGCUUGAGACGUUUUUUCGCGCGGAGGGGAGUUUCAAGGUCGAUAUAUUCCGAUAACGGAACUAACUUUGUCGGCGCGAAUAAUCAAUUAAGGGAGUUAUAUGACUUGCUCAAUUCAAAAAAAUGCGAUGAUGAAACUCGCAAAUUUGCAGCGGAAAGGGGAGUCGAUUGGCAUUUUUCUCCACCGAGGACACCGCAUUUUGGAGGAAUCUGGGAGGCGGCCGUGAAAUCGGUGAAGCAUCAUGCCCAUCGAGUCCUACGAGACACUUUGUUUAGUUAUGAGAGUUUAAAUACUUUUUUGACGGAAAUCGAGUCAAUUUUGAAUUCGCGACCAUUGACUCCAAUGUCGUCUGACCCAAAUGACCUUGACGCGUUAACGCCGGGCCAUUUCCUGAUAGGAACCUCGUUUGCGGAUUUGCCAUCGCUUGAUUAUUCGGCUACAAAGGUAAAUGUUUUGACGUCAUGGCAACAUUUGCAAAAAUUGCGCCAAGAUCUCUGGAAACGGUGGUAUGUUGAAUACUUGAGUGAACUCAAUGUAAGGAGUAAAUGGUUUCAAGGUAGUGCAGAUAUUGUAAGGGUAGAUUCUAUGGUUGUAUUACGAGAUAAUAAUUUGCCACCACUGCAAUGGUUGUUAGGAAGAGUGAUUGAAACGCAUGCAGGAGAUGAUGGCAUAAUACGUGUUGUUUCGGUAAAGACGAAAAAUGGCAUCUGCAAGCGAGGAGUAAAAAGAGUAUCGCCGUUACCCUUAGACUGUGAUUAAAGUAUGUUAAUUGAUUAAUCAAGGCGGGCGGCAUGUCGCUACGCGAUUGUGUUCGACGAAUUUUAAUUUGAAUGAGUGGGGAGAAUUUUGGUAAACGACGACGAUAGGAAGGUGCGAUAGUUCCCGACGAGUAGUCGUCAAGCAAACAUAAAUUAUAGAAACGAUUUUGUAAUCUUUUAUAUAUUCAAUUUUAAUUAGUUUAAUAAAGGCCUUUAUGUAUGUAAUUUGGAAUAUUUAUUGU